This is a messenger RNA of Paralichthys olivaceus (Japanese flounder), 3081 nucleotides long. NCBI's taxonomy places the organism in Eukaryota, Metazoa, Chordata, Actinopteri, Pleuronectiformes, Paralichthyidae. The record is from RefSeq and is a predicted model, not a curated record.
GGUGAAUUGUGUGCAGCAGCUCCUCACACUGGCCCGGAGCGGUGUGUGUCUCGGUGUCGCUCGUCCUCAGUCCCGGUUAAUGCCGCUGAUUUUACAGAAUAAACGACCUUUAGACGCGACAUUUUAAACCCCGCUGUUAAAACCUUACCGGCUUACCCAGUUAUUUAUGGGAUGUGUCCUACAACAAGAGCCAGAGAUCGAGUGGAGGACAGUACCACCUGCCACUGAGCCAAUUGGAAAGGAAUACAUUGGCCAUAUUUGUGAACUGAAAUCAAACAGUCACACUACUUUUUAUGAUUAUUACUGACAUCGUAAAAUCAGACAGACUGCAAACCUGCAGAUAUCUCACUUAUGAUCUUAAGGCUGGAUGAGUGGGCCAACCUUCGCCUCCCCCUCUGCGGAGGUGGCUGAGAUGAACCGCAUCCACUAUGAGCUGGAGUACACAGAAGGCAUCAGCCAGCGCAUGCGGAUCCCUGAGACGCUAAAAGUGGCCUCAGAGAACCAGACUGGGUCCUUUCCGCUUGAGCCGCCCCUGCUCACUCACACAACUCUGAUGCAGGUUCCUGAGAGGAUUAUUGUUGCAGGUGACGAUGCUGACCCUCGAUUUGCUCGUCCAAGAGACUUAGACCUGAUUCAGUCCGUCCCACCCUUGGACCUCCUGAACAUGAAGGCCCCACCACGAAUCCUCACCCUCACAGAGCAGUCACUGGACUCUCUGGACACUGAGCAAACUGCCUCCUCACAGAACAAUCCCAGCCAGACGGGCCACAUUCAUGCUCGCUCUCGAAGAGAACGUAGUGCGAGUGAGCACAUAUCUGGCCGCCACAGCAGUCACGUCAGCAGAGGUGAAAUAAGUGUCACCCCGUCCCCCUCUGCUCCCCCAGUCCGCUUAUGUCCCCCCCUCUGUUCCCCCGAGGAUGCAAGUAUCAACCUGUUUACAGCUGCUGGGGUCCUGUCUUACAUCCAGUCGACAACACGUCGGGCGUACCAGCAGGUCCUUGAGGUCCUGGAUGACAGCCACCGCAGGACAAACCUGGACUUGGCCCUGGAUAUAAACCCUGAUGAGUCUGGCUUGGUGGACGCUUCCUCACUACGACGACAGAUUGUGAAGCUGAACCGGCGUCUGCAGCUGCUUGAGGAAGAAAACAAAGAACGCUCCAAGCGAGAGGUGAUCCUCUACUCUGCUACUGUGGCGUUCUGGCUCAUAAACACCUGGAUCUGGUUCCGUCGCUGAGAUGGAACAAGGGUGAGCCUCCCAAAUCACUGGAAGCCAUUAAAACAAGGGGGGCUACUGGAAUUUAAAGGUAACCACAGGAAACUAUAUAAACAUUGGCAAUGUCCUAAACCACAACCCUGUAUGUUUUUAUAGCAAAUAACAUGUUUGAAAUUCAACCUAAACACUGUCAAGAUAAAACCUGAGCCAGAGCACGCAACAAUGUUUACUAAAUCUUCUCAAUGUUACAAAAUUUCACAAUGGCAGACUGUAACUACAGACUCAGUCACAAAGUCAUUGUUGGUGAGGUGUUGCCACAGCACAGGGAACAAACUUAACUUUAAAGUGUGAAGUAUCUGUGUUUCACUACCCUGAAUCUGAAGAUGAUGAUCUGAACAUCUAUGAUGUUCACUUCAGUUUAAGAGAAACUAAAUGUCAUACAGGUCAUAUUUAUUAUUGGUCUAAAGUGGUAAAGUAGUGUCUGACAUGAAUCAGCAGAAAUGACAAAUCUUUACCAAUUUAUCAGAGAUUUUGAUUAAAGAGAUGGUUAAAUGUUGGCAACUAUACCUCUCAGCUUUAUAAAUCCUGUUACAGUGAGCUUUCCAUCUUUGUGAGAGUAAACAAUGUUUGGAAACUAGCAUGGCACUCAGUAGAGCACAUACCGCCACCAAGGCCCAACAGUCCCCUGGAAUUCAAUCAAGCUGCACCAAAUUUUUUUUCCAUCAACCUCCAUCCCUGUAUUUGCCUCUUUGACUGGCUCUACAUCAGAUGUAAGGAGGAUUUUUUUUCUGGCCAAUAUCCCAUCCCUUCAUCAAGUUUCGUGCAAAUACGUUCAGUAGUUUUUUCGUAAUCUUACCUACAAACAAACAAUCCAAACCAGUCGGUAAACAAACAAAUAGAUGGCUGAAAACAUGACCUGCUUGGUGGAGGUAAUGAGUCUUUACUAGCCUCAGGACAAGAAUGAUCUGAGGGGAAACAAGUAAUUUGGGAACCAAGCCCAGAAUUACAGGACCAAACCUCAGAUGUGACCUGAGGUUCAUCAGUUUGGUCAAAAAAGUGAUGAUUCUCAAAGUGUCAAAAUAAAAUGUCUAAAUCUAGAGGUGCCAUAACAUUAACCCUGAAUGUCCCAUGACUUUCUUGUUAUCCAAAACAUUUGUGUACAUUACUUGAAUAGCCUAUUGUUGCAAUGUUGUAGUCUUGAAUAUCAUUAUUAAUUAUUCACCUCUGUGGCCGUCAUACGCCCAGAGAUUGUGAUAGGGAAGCAGAACUUCAGGGCAGGGCACUGGAGGUGGAGGUUAUCAGUGUAUUAUUUAUGUAUUUCUAUUCUGUUUCUACAAUUUGUUUUUCCUGAGAAUCUGACCUCUCCUUCUUUUUCCACUAAGUUACCUACAAGACUAAAAAAAAGAAAGAGCAUGGACUUUGUGGUUUGAUGAUCAUACAGUGUGAUGUAAAAUCAUGUGUAAUAGACGAAUAUGUAUAUGAGAUAUUGAUGUCAUUAUUUUUGAAGAGCGAUGUAUUAUUAUUUUUUUAUUUCUCACACAUUUUGCAGAGGCAUCGGCAGAAUGUUGCAGUGACCAUUUCCUUCUAUCACGCACUGUACUUAUCACAUAAAGCUGGAGUUUUAAGUUUUUAUUAUUUGACUUUCUUUGUAAUAUAUGAAAACAUUUAUUGUAAAUAUUUUUGCUGUAAUAAAUGAUGGAUGUUGACUUCUGUCCUCUGUACAACCCUGCCCCCUGCUGUUGUGUCGGCUCAUGUGCAACAAAGGAAGCUGCUCCAGCGCCUUUUAAACACAGCUAGUAGUGGUUGAAACUCUGACAGGAAGUCAUUUACAGGAAGUCGUUUAUAAAACCAAACAUCAAGCAGACACU